Anopheles aquasalis is the source of this 1252-nucleotide messenger RNA. Its product is annotated as sorbitol dehydrogenase-like. NCBI's taxonomy places the organism in Eukaryota, Metazoa, Arthropoda, Insecta, Diptera, Culicidae. Gene Ontology annotation, molecular function: zinc ion binding; L-iditol 2-dehydrogenase (NAD+) activity. Gene Ontology annotation, biological process: D-sorbitol catabolic process. The record is from RefSeq and is a predicted model, not a curated record.
UUGCCCUGUGUUUGAUCAAGUUGAUCGCGAGUACUGCGCACUGUCCCACUGGCGAGACGUGAGAAUGGCACCGAAAAGGGAGAAAAAUAUGGCCGCAGUAGUGCACGGUAUAGAGGACUUUCGGGUGGAAGAAAUACCAAUGCCAACACCGCUGGACAAUGAGGUGCUGCUGCGAAUGGAUUGCGUAGGGAUCUGUGGCUCCGAUGUGCACUACAUAUCGCACGGUGGAUUCGGUGAUUACAAGCUGAAGGAACCGCUCGUGCUAGGGCACGAGUCCUCCGGCGUAGUUACUGCCGUUGGGCGCCACGUUACGCACCUACAGGUAGGCGAUCGGGUAGCGAUUGAACCGGCCAUCGGUUGUCGCGCGUGUCGGCACUGUAAGGUGGGACGUUACAAUCUCUGCCCGAAAGGGAUCUACUGUGCAACGACGGGACAGGGCAAUCUGUGCAACUACUACACGCACCCGGCCGAUUGUUGCUUUAAAUUGCCACCGAACGUCACGAUGGAAGAGGGUGCCCUGCUGGAACCGCUUGCCGUUGCCGUCCAUUGCUGUCGACGGGCCGGUGUACGUCUUGGCAGUACGGUCCUCAUCCUUGGGGCCGGUCCCAUCGGAUUGGUGACGGUGCUAGUGGCGAAAGCGAUGGGUGCUGGUCGGAUCUGUUCCGUCGAUCUGAUGGAGAGUAAGCUGAAGCUGGCGAAGGAGCUAGGAGCCGAUGCGACGCUCGCUGUCAGUGGCCACGAUUCGGAGGAGGAGUUAGUAAGGCGCAUCCAUUUGCUGCUGCUUGGCGAGGCACCGGACAUUAGCAUCGAGUGUACGGGUGCGGAAGCGUGCGUUCGGCUGGGUAUAGCGGCCACCGUAGCGGGCGGUGUCAUGAUGUUGGUCGGAAUUGGUGCGAUCAAUCAACGUCUUCCGAUCACGACCGCGCUCGUCCGCGAAAUCGACAUACUGAGUUCGUUCCGGUACGCAAAUUGCUAUCCGGCGGCACUGGCCCUGGUAGCGAAUGGAACGAUCGAUGCCCGGAAGCUCAUCACCCAUCACUACGACCUGUCGGAGUCGGUCGAAGCGUUCAAAACAUCACGUUACGGGCUGGAUGGCGCCAUUAAGGUGAUGAUUCACUGUCAGCCUAGGAACGCAAAUAAUCCCGAGCGCAAGUUCUAGCCGUAGCCGUAGCUUUGUGGUUGUGGGUCUAAUGGUAGUUGUAGCGUGGAACAAUAAAGGGAAUCUGUUGCGGAUGCAACGUGACAAACCCAU